Molecule: messenger RNA, 1213 nt
Organism: Penicilliopsis zonata CBS 506.65
Lineage: Eukaryota; Fungi; Ascomycota; Eurotiomycetes; Eurotiales; Aspergillaceae
Exons: 2
Coding region: 48-752 (234 amino acids)
Source: RefSeq, a predicted model, not a curated record
UCACUCUCGUCAGCCAUUUCGACUUACCAGUCCCCUUGAAACCCACCAUGGCCCGUUGGAGUAUCAGAAACUGGCUUUCGCACAAUCAUGCCACAGAUCUUGAACCGAGCAGACUGCCCCGUCGCACCAAAUCCCUUCUAUCCAGUGCCUCUAGCACAUGCCACAAAGUGUCCUUAAAAUUGUUCCUGUGUCAGAAUGAACUCCAUGAGCCGCCACCACCGCGAGAAUCUCGUGUGCGACCUGUUGCAAGCGGGAGAAAGGACUCGGUUCCACGCUCACAACAUGGAAAACUAACUGAUCACCGGCAAUAUGGCCUUGCUUCGGAGUCAGCGCAGUCGCCAGCCGUGAAGAAACCCCCAGAUACCCUCCUCGACUUUGUUUACGACGUGAUUGUGCGGGCGCCAGGCCACAGCGGCCGUGCGCUGCGGCGUCGGCUGGUGCUCAGCUUCAGUACCGACGUCAACAUCAUGUCGGAUACGGUCUAUCGUCGCCUAGAGAUGGACAAUACCAGUCUCAAGACCUACGCCGGUCCUCCAUUGCCUCCGGUAAACGGCCGUGCGGAUCUCAAGCCGAUCGGUACCGUCGAGGCGCAGUGGGCAUUUUGCGGCCGCGAAAACAACACCUACCGAAUGGUUUUCAACGUCAUUCGUGAUCUGGAAUACGAUAUGUUGCUGGGGACAACGGCGAUGAAGCAGCUGGAGCUGUAUCGGGUCGAUUCGGCGAUUGCAAAGAGGCUGCAAAUUGCGGCAUAAGGCUGGCUCUUUUUUGGUUGCAUACGAGCUACAGGCAGUUCCCUCUUGCUGGCAGGAGGAACCUCUUUUUUCUUGCCUUAAUUAUGGCCUUGCUUUAACCAUUAGUAUUGGUUAUGAGCCUGUAGAGCUGCCCAGCGGCCAGGCAUACGCUUAGGCACGGCCAUUGGCGUUUUGGGCUUACAACAAUACGUGUCCAUUCACUCUUCUGCAUGGCUCAGACCUGCACAUUUUUCUCGACUCUCACAGGCUUUCGGUGUUUGUUUUCUCCCUUCCCUCCUUCCUUGUAUAUACUCUCCCUUAAAAGCCAUGCACAGUUUGCUCAACUAUCUGUCAUCCUAUGGCAAUCCCCAGAAGGCAGCCACUCGUCGUAUUGACUCACACACAGCCUUGGGGAUGGGAAAUUCAGCCCUCACGUUGACGGGCAAACCCCCCUGCCCGCGCCAGAACUUUAGCCUCGUGGU